Molecule: messenger RNA, 2832 nt
Organism: Glarea lozoyensis ATCC 20868
Lineage: Eukaryota; Fungi; Ascomycota; Leotiomycetes; Helotiales; Helotiaceae
Exons: 4
Coding region: 1-2832 (943 amino acids)
Source: RefSeq, a predicted model, not a curated record
AUGGAUCCAAUUGCUGCUGUAUCUCUCGUGGCGGCGGUCUGUCAGCUGAUCGACUUCGGCGGUAAGAUCACAUCGAAAACAUACGAGAUCUACACGUCUGCAAGUAAUUCCCUUGCAGUUGACAACGAACUAGCCCAAGUCGCGUCACAAAUUCUUGAUCUAUCGGAGAAAUUACGCCCUGGUCUUAGCGACGAAAUUGUGUCUAUUUGUUAUACUCAAGACGAGCAGGCACUCGCGGAUAUCUGCAAAAGUUGCAACGAUGUAGCAAUGGAACUAUUUAAGAAGCUAGACAAGCUUAAGACAAGUAAUGAUGGAAGUAAAUGGAGUAGCUUCAGGAAAGCAAUCAGACAUGCUUGGUCAGAAAAGGAACUAGAGGAGCUGUCAGGAAGACCUAUCGGCGCUCCGUGGAGCUUUGGAGCUAAAUGUUCUUACUACUUUGAGAAUCUUGAAACACAUUUCGACGAUUUUAGCCAGGGGCUUCAGGAAAUUGCCCGAAUUGCAACCACCUUGGAGGAGCACCAAACCGAGGCUUCCAGGCAGUUACAAGAUCAUACUGUUGUAAUUACGCAGGUCUUAAGUAAGAGCGAAGAAAUCAACGAGCAUCAUCACAAAGAAACUCGAGAGUCAAUUAUUCAAGCCAUACAUGACAUGGGAACUCCAUCUGGACGUCGCCAGAGCAUUCAAAAGUUCCCUGGCAUCAUUCCGGCUCUUAAAGUAGCGGAACGGGACAUGACCCUGGCUUGUGAGAUGUCGAUUCUGAAAGGACUGACUUUCUCCACGAUUACUGAUCGAUACGACGAUGUUGGGGAAGCUCAUCUCCAGACGUUCGAGUGGAUCUUCGAACGCCGGCCAUUAAAUAAUGGAAAACAGAAUAUCAGGGCAAGUGAAACAAAGAAGUGGAGUAAUUUCGUGGACUGGCUCCGUAGUGGCCAAGGAAUCUACUGGAUAAAUGGCAAGGCAGCAUCUGGAAAGUCUACGUUGAUGAGAUACAUAUAUGACCACGGGCAGACCCACAAGGAGCUCUGUGCUUGGUCCAAUGGGGAUGACAUUCAUACUCAAAUACUUGGUGUCUCGAAAGUAAUCGAUGAAUUUGCCCCGACUCUGUCCAAAAUUAAGCAGGCAUUCAUGCGUCUUGUCAAACAAACAACUAUUCCAGUGAAAUUCUGUCUAUUUGUGGAUGGGCUGGAUGAGUAUGACGGCAACUACAAAGAUAUAGUAGAUUUCUUCGAGUUGAUUACUUUAUCGCCUAGUGUCAAGGCUUGUAUAUCCAGCAGGCCGUUGUUGGUUUACGAAGAAGCGUUUGGAGGAUUUCCAAGCCUUCGUCUACAAGACCUCACCUUCCAAGACAUCGAACUCUAUACAACCGAGAAGCUUCAGAAGAACAGCAAAUUCCAGAAGCUUUCACUUGAAGAGCCAGAAAGAGCCCCCAUUUUGAUUCAGGAAAUCGUCACGAAAGCGGAUGGGGUAUUUUUAUGGGUGAAGCUCGUAGUUAACUCCCUUCUUACUGGACUCCGAAAUCGGGAUGAUGUGUCAAUCUUACAACAACGGCUACGUGUGUUGCCUUCAGAUCUGGAACAUCUCUACGAACAUAUGCUCAAAUUCCGAAUUGAGUCUAUCUAUGAAAACCAGUCAUCCCAAAUAUUUCAAUUAGUCUAUGCGGUUGACAAGCCUCACACAACACUGUCGCUGGCACUGGCGUUAGACGAGAACCUCCACAGGACUAUAUGUGCAGGUCUCCUUGAGAUCCGAGGUGUACACAAAGAAUCUGGUAGUAUGGGAACAGUGCAGUACAUGCACCGCACUGUCAGAGACUUCUUUAUGAUUCCUCGUACUUGGUCAUUCGUACUUGCUGCCACAGCUCAAUCAAAUUUCAGGCCUCAAUACUCCGUGCUGAAAUCUAUUCUUCUGCACCACAGGCUUGUUUCCACGAGAUACUUAGGUCCUAGCUUAUUUGCCACAGCUAAACAGGUACUAAAGGCUGCUCAAGAGGUGUGCAGCGACGUGGAAGAUCCAAACGACUCUUGCGAACUGCUCUUAAAUACAUUAAAUAAUACACUGAAUGCAGAGUACCAUGGAAAGGGCUUCCUAAAUAGUGACCCACCCCAUUGGUCUGGGUUAGUAGACAUCGAACAUCCAAGGCAAUGGCCAGAUUCGUUCACAUCUGCCGCCGUGCAGUAUGGUCUAUUAAGUUACGUUGAAAAUCAGCUAGAUAGAAGGAAGGAAGCCCUACUAAAGAAGAACGGACGUCCCCUACUGGAUAUCGCCCUUAGCAUCCAUUCCUGCGCCAUAUCAGUACCAUUACCGACAAGGCGAGACAUAGCAACUCUACUCCUCAAAGCCGGUGCAGAUCCAAACCAACUGGUUGGGAGCUUCACGGUUUGGCAAAAUUUCUUGCUAUCGGCUACAGCAAGCGUGUUUCCUAACGAAGAUCUAAUGAUGUUCCUUGAAAUUCAAGAGGAGCUUGUUGCUCACGGCGCCAGUUUUGUGGGAGUUGUAUUCACCGUUGCUGAGCAAUAUCGCUGGUGCAGAAAUAUCCGCAGUCUAUGGCACAAGCUGGCUCCAGAAAGAACGGAACGACUGAUGAUAUCAAUUCAAGUUGAUAACAGUGUUGCGCCGCAAGUUUCGCUCGAGACACCACUAAACUCCCCUCUUUCACCCCCAGCUACGCCGCUUACCCCACCGACUCCAACCGCAACUGAGAUUGGCUUGACUCAUGCCACAAUCUCUCGUCAGAAUGAAACUUGUGGCAAAAUUAAUGACGAAAAUCCCAAAGUAAAGCAAGGACGGUCGUUCACCCAGAAGAUCCGCGAGUGGAGGAAGAGUAAGACAUAA